This is a messenger RNA of Penicillium canariense, 2052 nucleotides long. Its product is annotated as Aflatoxin biosynthesis regulatory protein. Gene Ontology annotation, biological process: positive regulation of transcription by RNA polymerase II. Bases 1 to 2052 code for a protein of 683 amino acids. Gene Ontology annotation, molecular function: transcription cis-regulatory region binding; DNA-binding transcription factor activity. The transcript has a single exon. Gene Ontology annotation, cellular component: nucleus. Lineage: Eukaryota; Fungi; Ascomycota; Eurotiomycetes; Eurotiales; Aspergillaceae. The record is from RefSeq and is a predicted model, not a curated record.
AUGAGCCCGGGCGCAUCGUCCGACGGCAAGGUCGCGAGCCCCGAGACGUCGCCAAAGCCGCCCAAGCAGCCAUCGCAGCGGAUGGAGGAUACGCUGCCGCCUUUGGACGAUGGCAAUGCUGGCCAAUCGCAUGAUCUGGAUCGGUCAGGGCUCGGACUAGAUGCGUCAAAUGGACUCGACACGCUCUGGGAUCUUCCGGGCAAUGGAUCGCUGCCGGAGUUGACUGAUCUAUGCCCGCCUUCGCCGAUGACGGCGUCAGUAUCGGCCUUCUCGCAGCAUCGCGACUCUGUAUAUGAUUUUGAAGCAUCGGGAGAUACGGCAGCGGGUAUAUCUCAUUUGCUAACUCUAAUCGGACAAUCACAAGGCGAAGGUGAGGGCAGUAGCAUAUAUCGAGGCUUUUCGCCCUCCACGAUCGUUCGCAGCUACCCCGCGUCGUCGCCGGCACAACGAUCCGCUCCGCGUGAUUUUAUGUCUAUGUCUCGAUCUCUGAACAACCCGUCAUGGACGCUUAUUGAGUACUAUUUCAAGGAGGUCGCGGCUCUGUUUUCCAGCUAUGACAGUCAGAUGAAUCCCUUCCGCACCACCGUAUCCCGCCUAUGGGGCUCAUCACUGGCCAUGUGCCGCACGAUGCAAAGCAUGGCCGCAGCAACGCUAGUCAAUGAUUUCCCGCAUUUUGGCCCAAUGGGCCGCAAAAUGCGCGAUGAAGCUGUCGACAUCAUCACCCGGGAGGCAGUCAUGGAUGACAAGGCCCUUUUGGCGUUGCUCAUGUUGGGCCAGACCGCUAGCUGGCAUGACCCGAAAGACCUGGGUAUCUCAUUUUUCAAUUUGCUACGCAAGCAGAUCAAUCUCAUCGCCUCUUCGUCAAACAGUCCGCACUUCGGCUACGCCAAGAGCAUCAGUAACAAUUACCGCUUUUUCGAGGAGGCGCUUAUCUACUGGGAGAUGCUGCUCUCAUUCGUCACGGACAACGAGUCCAUGGUCUUCUCAGAUAACUCUAAUCCGCGCGCCUCAUCUAUGGGCGAAUCACUCGUUCUUCAACGAGUCCCCCAUCCCUGGACGGGUAUCGCGCGAGACACUCAGUUCACUGUCCACGAAGUUGGCCGACUAGUCCGCCGCGAGCGCAAACGCAUUCGUACACGGCAGUUUACCUCGCAAGACGAUAUUCUACGUGCGCAUAUGGCCAUUGAGAAGGCCCGUGAGCUGGAAGAGCGCCUCCUGGCCCUUGCCCACCCGUCAGAAGCCGAGAUCGUCAGCCCCGGCGACGACGAAACUCCAGUGUGGCACCUCCUCACCAUGGCCGAGGUCUACCGUUGCACAGGGCUGAUGCAGCUAUACCGCGUGUUCCCAGAUCUCCUGCUAAACCGCCUCUCAGACCCAGCAGAUACAGCUCAAUGCCCUGGCGCCGGACCCUCAAUGGCCCGCGAUCCAUUCUUCCCCAUCGACCUCGACAGUAUGAACAUGUCGACCGCAUUUAGCGACAAACAUGCGAAUCCUCCAACAAAUAACAACCAUAACCAGAACCAGAACCAUAGCUCAAACGCUCAUCACACACCUUCCUUCACGUCAUCCCAUCUACACUCCACUUCCACACAAGACCCCAAUCCAACCUUAUAUGACACCUGGCUCACUGAAUUCGCCCUCACAACCCUCUCCCGCCUCAAGACUAUCCCCAUCGAAUCCCGUACCCGCUGUCUCCAACCCUUCCUCCUCGUCGCAUCAUGCAGCGAGCUCCGUCUCCCGAAAUCCUCCCCCGACCCCCGCACCCACCCGCAGGACACCUUCGAUGCAUCCCAUCCGCGAAGCGAGGGUGACAGCCUAGCCGAGCCCGGCACCGAGACACCCAGCAUCUCAGUGGAAGCCAUCGAAGUCUCGCGCACGCGGCGGUUCAUCCUCGGUCGUCUGACGUCUUUCUUGCAUGUGCUGCCGCCGAAACCGAUCAAUGUGUGUCUGCGGCUUGUGACGGAAGUUUGGAGACGGAUGGAUGCGGGGCAGACGGAGGCGUAUUGGGUAGAUGUGAUGAUUGAGAAGGGGUGGGAGACGACGAUGGGGUGA